AUGAUCAAUCAAUAUUUAUAUGAAGAGUGUAAUGAAUUCAGUAUCAAAUUUAUCAUUGCAUUAUUGACUCUUAAACUUUUCAUAAAGUCUCUUGAUUUUAUUGACUAUAUUUAAAUCUAGCUGAUCAUUCUAAUGCAAUUGUGUUUUAAGACAUAAUCAUCUAAUCUUAGUUCCAACAUAAUAACUUGUUACUUUUUGGUUCAAGAUAAUUUAUAAAGAUUUCAAUAAUCUAAUUUAUAAUACUUAUUCUCUUUAAAUUACACCAAAAGAAUUUAUGAUUUCUUAAAUUGUUAUUAUGUUUCAUAUUUUAGCCAUAACAAUUCUAUUUUUUAAUGGCACUUUCUUUUUUUUCAGUAAUUAAAUAAUCUUUAAUUAAGGGCAAAAAAAAAAAACAGCACUAAUAAUGAUAUCAACUUACUAAUCUAAUUUUUUAAUCUAACUUAAAACAUAAAGAACAAAAAGCAUUGUCACCAAAUAUCAUUUAUUUAUUCUAAAAUUAAAAAGAACUCCGAAAAUUACAACUUCAAAAGGUGUUAACAGGAUUUAGUACAUUAUCUUUACCUAGAUAAUCAGUAUAAUUCAACGUAUGAAUAAAGGCAAAAUAUAAUACUUUAAAGAUUUCAACUACUACCAAUAUUAUAAAUGUAUCAUUAAAUUUGGGUAAGUAUCUUAAUUAUGCAAUUAUCUAAGUUUUUGAAUUGUCAAGAAUACACUAAAAGCUCUGAACUAUAACUCUUCAAUUUCACCUUCAACUUAAAAAUCUCCUUACACUUUUCAGCCAUUUUAUAAGUGGAUUCUUUAUAAAAGGAAUGA
Molecule: messenger RNA, 813 nt
Organism: Paramecium tetraurelia
Lineage: Eukaryota; Ciliophora; Oligohymenophorea; Peniculida; Parameciidae
Exons: 1
Source: RefSeq, a predicted model, not a curated record